Molecule: messenger RNA, 2740 nt
Organism: Brassica napus (rape)
Lineage: Eukaryota; Viridiplantae; Streptophyta; Magnoliopsida; Brassicales; Brassicaceae
Product: putative nuclease HARBI1
Exons: 3
Coding region: 1331-2653 (440 amino acids)
Source: RefSeq, a predicted model, not a curated record
UUAAAUCAGAAGAAAAGAAAAAAGGGGUUACCGAUCCUUAAUUUAGGUGUUUGGUGAUCGAUUAUAUGUGGGGUGUUAAAGCCACGUGUCAGCUUCGUAGAUUAAGUUAUAUUUUCUAUUUUCUUUUAUUUCUUUCUUCUCUUUCUUUCUUUUCUUUUUUUGCCUUCGUCGCUGCGUCUUCUUGUUUUCUCCGUUCAAAAGACAGAGGCGAAACCCAUCGCCACCACCACCAAUAGAAACCACCACCGAUCCUCCACCGAUAGAAACCACCACCGAUCAAAACCACCACCGAUCCUCCAAACGACCACUGAUCCUCCACCGAUCGAAACCCCCACCGUUCGGAGGAAAGGUUCGAACCAACCAUCGAUCCUCCACCACCACUGUCUCUCUGUCUUCUCGUGUUCUCCGUGACAGAGAAAGGAUCGAAACACAACACCGAUGGAAACCCACAACCAAGGCCGACAAUUUCUCUGUCCCUCGAUCUUUCUGGAUUCCUCUGUCCCUCGAUCCUUCUCUACCUCGAUUCCUCUGUCGAUCGAUUCGUCCAAUCUUCUCAGUUCCACGGCGAGUCCCUCGAUUCCUCUAUCUUUCUUCAAAUCGUUUGAUGUCUCUGAUUCUAUUUCUCUGUUAUUUUUGUAGUUACCGGAGCAAUUGAAACUGUUGAGUGACUGAGAAGAUAAUAGAGGACAACGUUCUUGUUCAUCAGAUUGAUGUCACUGAUCCUGAGAACAAGAACGGCUUCUACUCUUGAAGGGAACAAAGAGGCGGAGCAGAGGAGAGUAGCUUGGAAGUGUCUGAAGCUGCUCCUGAUUGCUAGUCCAGAGUGAAAAAAGGCAGGAAACGAAGGAGACAAAAUGCAAGUUGUAUGUUAUAGUCACGAGUGUUGCAAGCAGUAUGUUUAAUGUAUAAUAUUGUAGUCACGAGUGUUGUAUGUUUCUGUCACGAGAAUUCUAGGUAUGUGUAUUGGAUUCUUCUGAUUUGUAUGUAUGUGUCACGAUUUUUUUUGUGUUUUGGAUUCUUGUGAUUUGUAUGUAUGUGUCACGAUUUUGGUAGAUGAUUGUGUCACUCUUCUCUCUUGCUCUAUAUAAAGCAUUGCAUUGUAUGCAUAUCAUCAUCACGAACACUCGCCUUCCAUUCAUAUUAAAUCACAAACACACUUGUUUGCAAAGCAAUCGCCUUCCAUUCUGAUCAGUUUCCUCUCUUCUCCUUGAUAACAAAUCCCUUCGUACCAGACCCAUAACAAAUCCAUUCUCUCCUUAAACACUCACGAUCAUCACCAAAAAAAACUCUCUCCAUAACACUCGAUCAUCACCAAAAAAAAACAAAUUCUAUGGCUUCUUCUUCUCAUAACACUCCUGAGGAAGUAGAAGAUUUUGAUCAAUAUUUUGAUAAUUAUUGCAAUCAAUAUUUUGAUCAAACGUUCGAGGAAUUAGCCUUAACUUCUGCCGUUCAAGAAGAUACAAGGAAAAAAAGAAAAAAACGAGUUCACAUCGAAAGAAAUCGUGAAGAAGGCGAUGUACGUUUAUGGAAUGAUUAUUUCAGUGAUACUCCAACAUAUCCUCAAAAUAUAUUCCGACGCCGAUUUAGAAUGAACAAGCCAUUGUUCAUGCGUAUUGUUGAUCGAUUCUCUAAUGAAGUUGAAUUCUUUCGACAAAAGAAAGAUGCUCUCGGAAGGCUUAGUCUCUCUCCACUUCAAAAGUGUACAGCAGCCAUUCGUGUCUUGGCAUAUGGUACUGCGGCUGAUGCUGUUGACGAAUACAUCCGAAUCGGUGAAACUACUACUCGGUCAUGUGUGGAACAUUUUGUGGACGGAAUAAUAAAUUUAUUCGGCAAUGAGUACCUCAGAAGACCAACACCGGCUGAUCUUCAACGUCUACUUGAAGUUGGCGAGUUCCGUGGAUUUCCCGGGAUGAUAGGAAGCAUCGAUUGUAUGCAUUGGGAGUGGAAGAAUUGUCCCACCGCUUGGAAAGGGCAAUAUUCACGUGGUUCGGGAAAACCCACGAUUGUUUUAGAAGCGGUUGCUUCAUAUGAUCUAUGGAUAUGGCAUGCCUUUUUUGGACCUCCAGGUACCUUAAAUGAUAUAAAUGUUCUUGAUCGCUCACCCGUUUUUGAUGACAUAAUACAAGGUCAAGCUCCGCAAGUGACUUUCUCUGUCAAUGGAAGAGACUAUCAUUUGGGUUACUAUCUCACCGACGGUAUUUAUCCGAAAUGGGCAACUUUUAUUCAAUCUAUUUCAAUGCCACAAGGGCCGAAAGCGGUUUUAUUUGCUCAACAUCAAGAAGCUGUCCGAAAAGAUGUCGAGCGUGCUUUUGGAGUCUUGCAAGCUCGAUUUGGCAUUGUUAAAAACCCCGCGCUUUUUUGGGAUAAAGCAAAAAUUGGAAAGAUUAUGAGAGCAUGUAUCAUACUCCAUAAUAUGAUAGUCGAGGACGAACGAGCUGGAUAUGCUCACUUUAAUGUUUCAGAGUUCGAACACGGAGAAGAGACCGGAAGUUCACAUGUCGAUCUCGAUUAUUCUACGGAUAUGCCUACAAAUAUCGCCAAUAUGAUGGGUGUUCGAACUAGAAUUCGUGAUAGACAAAUGCAUCAACAACUCAAACAUGAUUUGGUUGAACAUUUAUGGAGUAAAUUUGGACGUGGUGAAGACAACAACUGAAUUCGGAAUGUUUCUUUCAAAUUAUUCUCGUUUAUUAUAGUAAUCCUUGUUUUUUUUUUAAUUCAAAAUCUACAUUUAAAAUGUCCU